Messenger RNA from Oryzias latipes (Japanese medaka), 3575 nucleotides. It is a transcript of the gene sv2ba, whose product is annotated as synaptic vesicle glycoprotein 2Ba. Gene Ontology annotation, cellular component: synaptic vesicle membrane; neuron projection. Lineage: Eukaryota; Metazoa; Chordata; Actinopteri; Beloniformes; Adrianichthyidae. Gene Ontology annotation, biological process: chemical synaptic transmission; transmembrane transport. Gene Ontology annotation, molecular function: transmembrane transporter activity. The record is from RefSeq and is a predicted model, not a curated record.
GUGAUGGAGGCGGGGGGGGCAUGAGCCUGUUUCCUAAUCCCUCAGGUUUGGCUGCUGCUCGGCCUCGGGAUAAAGUGUCAUGUAGACGCCGGACAUUUAAAAAAAGCUACUUGGAUUUCUUUUCUGAUGCCUUUUUUAGAAGUCUUUUGUUAUUAUGAAAAGUCCGCUCUGGUUCAGCAUGCAGCACGGUGCCGUCGAGGGAGGUAACAGUGGACCAGUGCAGCGCCUGAGGCCUUAAACGUGAGAGCGAACCAGCAAAAACCCAACUUUUCCUCUGACACCUGGGAUCAAGAAGGCUGCCGCAGUGCUGAGAGUAGCUCACGGCUCGUUGGGAGGAUUAUGCCAUUAUAGCUGACAACUUGAGCUUCCUCGGCAUACCUCAGUUACACGACAAAGCCACCCCUGCUGCCCUCCGGCAACCAUGGAUGACCCCUAUCAGAACAAUGUGAACCAGCAGAUGACAGAGGGUGGAGAAUACACCUACACCCAAGACGGAGGAGGUCAAGAUGGAUACCCUUACCAGACAGACUACCCCCAACAGGAUGAUGAUGCCGCUAGUGACGCCACUGAGGGGGCAGAUGAGGAUGACCAGAUGUACGAAGGAGAGUACCAAGGCAUCCCCCACCCUGAUGAGAUCAAGAUGGCUCGGCGCGCAGCUCGCUUGGAGGCCAAAAGGAAGGCCCGUCUGGCGGAGCAGCAGGAGGAGGAGGAGAGCCUGCCUGAGCAGUACGAGAGCAUCAUGGAAGACUGUGGUCACGGACGCUUUCAGUGGAUGCUCUUCUUCGUGCUCGGCUUGGCACUGAUGGCGGACGGCGUGGACGGCUUCGUGGUGGGUUUUGUCUUGCCCAGUGCGGAGAAGGACAUGUGUAUAUCCAACGCUGACAAAGGACUGCUGGGUCUGCUGGUGUACGUGGCCAUGAUGGUGGGGGCUCUGGUGUGGGGCGGGCUGUGUGAUAAAAUGGGAAGGAGGAAGUGUCUGAUCUAUGUGCUGACCAUAGACCUGGUCUUCUCCUUCCUGUCCUGCUUCGCUCAGGGAUAUGGCUUCUUCCUGUUCCUCAGGAUCUGCUCCGGCUUUGGAAUUGGUGGCUCCAUCCCAAUCGUGUACACCUAUUUCACCGAGUUCCUGCAGAUGGACAAACGUGGAGAACAUCUGAGCUGGCUCUGCAUGUUCUGGAUGCUGGGAGGCCUGUACGCCUCCUUCACUGCCUGGGGGAUCAUUCCUCACUAUGGUUGGGGCUUUGCCAUUGGAACUCAGUUUCAAAUCCACAGCUGGAGAGUGUUCAUCCUGGUGUGUCUCUUCCCCGCUCUGGCCGCCCUCAUCGGGGUUGUCUUCAUGCCGGAGAGUCCCCGUUUCCUGCUGGAGAACGCACGCCAUGAUGAAGCCUGGAUGAUCCUGCGGCGAGUUCAUGACACCAACUGGAAGGCCAAAGGAGAGCCAGAGAGAGUCUUCACUGUGACCAACAUAAAGACCCCUCAAACUGAGGAGGACGAGUUCAUAGAGAUCCAGAGCGAUACUGGGACCGCCUUCCAGCGCUGGACAGUCCGUAAAAUGACCAUGCUGCAGCAGGUGAUGGCCAAUGUGAUGUCUCUGUCUGCUCCGGAGCUCAGACUGCAGGGCCUCUUCCUGGUCAUCGUGUGGUUCUGUAUGGCCUUCAGCUACCACGGUCUGGGAGUGUGGUUCCCUGACAUGAUCAAAUACAUGCAGUAUGAAGAGUACGAGUCCAAGGUGAAAGUGUUUCAUCGAGAACGUGUGGAACGCUUUCACUUCAAUUUCUCUCUGGUCAAUCAAAUCCACCGCGAGGGAGAGUACAUCCAUGACAAGUUUGCAAAUAUCGAGAUCAAGUCUGUAAAGUUUGAGGAUUCCCUGUUUGAAAACUGCCACUUUGAGGAUGUCAGAUCGACCAACACUUUCUUUGAGAACUGCACCUUCAAAAACACCAUCUUCUACAACACAGAUUUGUGGCAGGAGAAGUUCAAAGACUGUCGGCUGGAAAACACCACCUUCCUCCACCCGAAGAAAGGCUGUCACUUGAACUUCCAGGAGGAAAACGACAUCGUCAUCUACAUGGUCAGCUUCCUGGGCAGCUUGGCUGUGUUGCCUGGCAACAUCCUCUCUGCCCUGUUCAUGGAUAAGAUAGGAAGAAUCCGUAUAAUAGGCGGUUCAAUGCUGGCAUCAUCGGCCUGCACCUUCCUGCUGCUGCUAAGCUUCAGCCAAGGAGCUGUAAUAUGCUGGCAGUGUCUCUUCUACGCUGUCAGUGUGGCAGCUUGGAACGGACUGGAGGUCAUUUCAGUGGAGCUCUACCCCUCCUCUAAAAGGGGGACGGCGUUUGGCAUCCUGAAUGGAAUCUGUAAAUUUGCAGCCAUCCUCGCCAGCUUCAUCUUUGCCGUCUUCAUCGGCAUCACUAAGAUCAUCCCAAUCUUCCUGGCCUUCGCCGCCCUCGUCUGUGGAGGCCUGGUGGCUCUGAAGCUGCCUGAAACUCGGGAGAAAAUCCUCUCCUGAAAAGCCAAACUUCUUUCUGCUUUGGUGCCCCGCGCCACAGAACGGCGGGAACACACUUGAGGGAACUGAAAACAGAAAGAUGAGAAAGAGAGGCUCUGCUGAGUUUUGUCUGAGUGUUAAAAACUGUAAAAAACCUGUCUGGUUGCCUACAUGAACCUGUGGUUUCUUUGUGUUUGUAGUGAGCUCCUCUGAGCUUUUGUCCCGAUGAAAAAACUUAGUCCUUGUCCUCGUCUGUCCUCCCAAAAUCUGUUGUGUUUAAGGUUUGUGUAAAAGAUGAGAAAGUGUUGAGUGGUGAUUUAGUUCUUGUUACCAUAUCCUGCUUUGGUUUCAUUCCCUUCCGAAGAGCGGUAGACGACUAUUAGUUUUGACUUGGGUGAAAGUUCUGUUUUAGUAAAUGCAGCAACAUUUCCCACAAAUCAUCGCAUUCCCCCAGUUGGUAUGUUUAUUAUGUGCAGCCUUGUUGUGUCUGUAGUGCUCUAUAGUUUUUUUUUUUUGGUCUCUCUGGAUAUAAACCUGGACUGACACGUUUAUUAAAUGUCAUAAUUUCUCUAUUAACGGUAAAUUCCCUUUUCAGUUGUCCCAGCUGAUCGAAAUUCAACUGUCAUUCACUGUUUGUUUAUUUUUUGGGUAUUAAAAUAUAGUCCUGUCAUACUGUCACCAUGACGUGUACAAAACUGCUCUUUAAAUUGUUUUUUCUACAAAAAAAAAUAGAAAAAAAAGAAACAAGAAUGUGGAAAACUGUGAGGCUAGAUGUUUUGAUAUAAUGCUCUUGUUUUAACGCCGGGAUGAAGAACUGAUUUGCAGAACACUCCGUGUUUCUGACAACAUGCGUCAAGAUUUCUAAGGAGCAUGUGACUUUUUUGUGUGUCUGAGCAGAACACGCAGGUGUGUGUGUGUGUGUGUGUGUGUGUGUGUGUGCAUGUGUGUGUAUGUGUCAGGCUGUCAGUCACUUGAUUUUACUGCAACACAACAUUCUGACACCAUCUCUGUAUUUGUUGUUGUACAUAUAGACCUGUGUACAGUAGAUGUACCAUAUUAGCUGCAUCAUGACUUGAAUAAAGCUGAGGGCUUGUUA